Messenger RNA from Penicillium bovifimosum, 600 nucleotides. RefSeq lists its product as uncharacterized. The record is from RefSeq and is a predicted model, not a curated record. The transcript has a single exon. Bases 1 to 600 code for a protein of 199 amino acids. NCBI's taxonomy places the organism in Eukaryota, Fungi, Ascomycota, Eurotiomycetes, Eurotiales, Aspergillaceae.
AUGGAGCCGACUAAACACGGUUGUUUCACAUUCGACAACGACACCUUCUUUGCCACAACCUCCGACAACUACACCCACCCACGGGCGGAGUGGGAGGUCCUCUGGAGGAUUUUCUGUACCAGACUUCGAUUCAAGUUCCCCAACCCCGACCAUCCUGGUCACUGGUACAGGGCCCAGGUUCUUCACUAUGGACUGGCCCCUACUGGAAACGAUGCCAAAGCCAAGAUGAGACUGCAGGAUGCCUAUCAGGAUGGUCGUCUCACGAUCCCGAAGGGGAUUCUUAAAAUUGAAAAGGAGCUACAGCUAGAAUGGGAGAUUACGAAGGCUAUGCAGGAGGCUGUUGGCCCUACUCCAGCGCCCCAAUCUUCCGAUCAGUCUAGCGGCUGGACAGCUACAGUGGCUGACCAUACAAGAAAUGUUAAUCCUUUGAAACGAUCAACUGAGGAUGAUGGAGCCAGCAAUGACCGUGACUGUGAGUCGCAAUCCGAACGCAAGGAGAUGAUACCCAUUGCUCCCAACCAGAGUGCCGGUGAACUGCCAACCUCUGCAGCCCCUAACAGCUAUGUCGGUGUCUUGAGCUAUGUCAAACUCACCAUAUAG